CGCUUCCUGACGCCCAAGCAAGGGAGAACGGUUCUUCACCGACUUCGGUGUAAGACGGUGAGGUCAGAUUUGUAGCAGCAACUAUAGAAAAGGUAUGGAGGUACAUUGGUACGGUUCCUCACACUCACCUCACAUCAUGGAGGACCGGGGCACCGAUGUCGCAUCAGCCGGGGUUUCCUCCAAAAAGUGAGACGGGAUGGAGAUUUGUGAUGGUCACAAGAUCGAUUGCCAGGGCCACUGACAGGGUCAUUGCAUUUCCUGUUCCAACCUGUCAAGAGAUUGAUCAAAGACGAGACUUGGUACUAGACCACAGCAGAGGCGCAUUCAGGCACGCAGAAGCAGUACAAUGCGGGGGCUUCAUUACAUGGUCUGAGAUUCAACUAGUUUUGUUUUGAAUAUUUAAAUAUUGGCUAUGCGGGUGAUCAGAAAAUUUCCAUGGUGUUUUACAUAGAGGCUUAGUUGAGGUGAGAUGGUGUUGUUUCCUCUUUUAUCGUCUUGGAGGCAUUGCGCAAAAGUUUACAUAAGGUAUUUUAAAAGUUAGGUUCCCAAUCAACAAUUGUAUCAUCAG
Fusarium redolens is the source of this 568-nucleotide messenger RNA. RefSeq lists its product as uncharacterized. The transcript is spliced from 2 exons. The record is from RefSeq and is a predicted model, not a curated record. NCBI's taxonomy places the organism in Eukaryota, Fungi, Ascomycota, Sordariomycetes, Hypocreales, Nectriaceae. Bases 156 to 395 code for a protein of 79 amino acids.